Molecule: messenger RNA, 1510 nt
Organism: Ilex paraguariensis (yerba mate)
Lineage: Eukaryota; Viridiplantae; Streptophyta; Magnoliopsida; Aquifoliales; Aquifoliaceae
Source: the annotation of a GenBank genome assembly
CUGGAAUGUCACCGCCACCAAACGUUCCCAUCGUCUGAAACGUCUCUCUCUCUCUGCUCACCAACAAUGGCAAAGUCUCCGAGGAUGUCGUCGUCCACGUGUUUCUCUCUUCUCUUUCACUUAAUCUUGACCGUUGGAUUGCACCACCGUCAAGUCCGAGGGACCGUGUCUCUGCGAACGACGCCGGAACGCAAUCUUCAAGUGCCGGAGAACUCGCCGUUUAAGAUCGCUUUGUUCGCCGACUUGCACUUCGGAGAGGACUCGUGGACCGACUGGGGUCCACAGCAAGACGUGAAUUCUGUGAAGGUCAUGUCGACUGUACUGGAUGAAGAACACCCAGAUUUUGUAAUUUAUCUUGGGGAUGUCAUCACGGCAAACAAUGUACUAAUACAAAAUGCAAGCUUAUAUUGGGAACAAGCUCUCUCUCCAACAAGAGCCAGGGGUAUUCCAUGGGCGAGUGUGUUUGGAAAUCAUGAUGAUGCACCAUUUGAGUGGCCAAUGGAAUGGUUUUCAUCCACUAGAGUUCCUCAAAUACAUUGUCCUGCUUCAGCAAAUCACUCAUACUCAGGAGGAGAGGACUGCAGCUUCAGAGGCACUACACGUUUGGAGCUGAUGAACUAUGAGAUUGAGCAUAACACAUUAUCAUACUCUAGAAGUGGUCCUAAAGAUCUAUGGCCAAGUGUUUCCAAUUAUGUUCUUAAACUUUCAUCAUCAAGUGAUCCUGAAUUGCCUGUGGCAUUCAUGUAUUUCUUGGAUUCUGGUGGUGGAUCAUACCCGGAGGUUAUAUCAAAUACCCAAACAGAAUGGUUCCGCCUCAAAUCUCAAGAGAUCAACCCUGAUGCAAGGGUGCCCGAGUUAAUAUUUUGGCAUAUACCCAGUAAAGCAUAUAAGAAGGUUGCUCCAUGGUUUUAUGCACGCAAGAAUUGCGUGGGUUCACUUUUCAUGGAGAGUGUUGCAGCUCAAGAAGCUGAACUGGGCAUGAUGAAACUACUUGAAAAAAGGCCUUCUGUCAAGGCAGUGUUUGUAGGUCACAACCAUGGAUUAGACUGGUGCUGCCCUUACAAGAAGAUGAGGCUGUGCUUUGCUAGGCAUACUGGUUAUGGUGGAUAUGGAAACUGGCCUAGAGGAGCUCGAGUUUUGGAAAUCACACAGGAGCCAUUCUCUGUUAAGUCAUGGAUUAGGAUGGAAGAUGGCCAUUCUCACAGUGAAGUCAUCUUGAGCUCCUGACGAUUGGGAUGACAGUAAUCAAAGAAAGAAUCAGGAUCAGUUAAUAUGGCUUUUGAAAUUCAAGAAAUAACAGUUCUCAUGACUUGGGCAUCAUUAAUAGUAGUGUUCAUAUUAGUUUAGGAUAGAAUUUAGUAUUGUAAUUAAGGUUGUAUCAAGUUUUCUUGUAAAGAAUUGGAUUGUACCCAUUUUUUUUGUGUCUUGAGGUUUGGACCGCAAAAAUUUGUGUAUAUGGACUAUGGAGUCAAGAUAAGAUUGAUCAAAUUACUUUAAUAAAAUUCCUUCC